Molecule: messenger RNA, 1227 nt
Organism: Rubroshorea leprosula
Lineage: Eukaryota; Viridiplantae; Streptophyta; Magnoliopsida; Malvales; Dipterocarpaceae
Source: the annotation of a GenBank genome assembly
ACUCCCGCUUUCCCGCUUCUUAAAAAAAUCCACACCCAAUAUAGGCCAAAGUAGAAGGAUAAAGUAAAGGGGUACUUGGGUUUUGUUUGAUAUAGAAGGAGAGAUAAGGAAAAGGUGUGAGUCGAUAGUGGAGACUGGAGGAAUGAAUUUGGGGUUCUCUUUGUGGGUUGUGAAGUGGGUUCUGGUCUGCUUGCUAUGUGUUUCUCUGCAUGACUCAGAUCAGAAGAAGAUGGGCAGGAAUUUGACGAACGCAGUGAUUGGAAUUCUGGUUCCUCUUCCCUCAAUCCUCUUCUACCUCUCUUUCCUUAACCACUUUGAUCGCAAUUCUACGUCCCCUCUCUGGUCAUGGUGUUUUCACCACCCCCUCCUUUUAGCCAACCUCUUCUUCUUCUUCAACGUUAAUGUCCUCUUCUGGGUCAUCAGCCAUUUCCAAUCCAGCCACUGGAUGAUAGAUUUGUAUUGGACUGUGAUCCCGGUUUUGCUGGCUCAUUAUUAUGCAACGCACCCUCUGGCGCAGUAUAACUCGUGGAGAUCCAUCAUAGUGAUACUGCUGACAUGGGUUUUCUCGAUAGGAGUUUGUCUCCCAUUGUAUGCGGUUCACGUGGUCGAUAAGCCCUUGAACGUUUGGCACUUUGUUGCUGCUGCAGUAUGUUUAUGUGGCAUUGUCAUUGCAUACUUUGCUGAUACCCAACUGCAUGAUUUUGUUACUAGAAACCAGAAGCUAAAAGAGCUUGGAAAGCCUCUAGCGGCUAAUCUUGAGAGGGGGUUGUGGCAGUACUCACGUCAUCCAAACUACUUUGGAGAGCAACUGUGGUGGUGGGGACUGGUUUUAUUCGCAGGGAACCUUGGACAUGGAUGGACCUUCAUUGGAUCACUGAUCAACAGUAUGUGCUUAGUUUAUGUCACUGUGCUUGUGGAGCAGAGGAUGUUGAAGCAGGACUACAGAGCUGAAGCAUAUAGAAUUUAUCAGAAGACAACUUCAGCGUGGAUUCCUUGGUUUAAGUCGUCUGCAAUAGCAGUAAAAAAUAAGAGCACCUGAUUCCCUGUACCCUGUUUUCCUCUGGAAAAGUUUCAGUUUAUCUGUCAUCAUCCUGUGUUUUCCUCUCUAGAUGUGGAUGUAUCCAAAUCUUUUUCAUAUACUCUGACGUUUAUUUUGAAAGACUUAUAUGGUUGUUGUCCAUGCAAGGUGAGAUGAGUGAUUCAGUGUAAGAAAUUGUGUAAAUUCUU